Toxorhynchites rutilus septentrionalis is the source of this 1923-nucleotide messenger RNA. RefSeq lists its product as uncharacterized. The transcript has a single exon. The record is from RefSeq and is a predicted model, not a curated record. Lineage: Eukaryota; Metazoa; Arthropoda; Insecta; Diptera; Culicidae. The coding region runs from base 1 to 1923 and encodes 640 amino acids. Gene Ontology annotation, molecular function: nucleic acid binding. Gene Ontology annotation, biological process: DNA integration.
AUGAAAACGUUAUGCAGCAGUCACAGUCUCCCAAUAUCGCGACGAGUGAUUUGGACCGAUUCAAAAACCGUCCUUUCGUGGAUCCAUUCUGAUCAUCGUCGCUAUCGACAGUUUGUCGCCUGCCGGAUAGGAGAAAUCCUCUCCAAGACAAACAUUGAGGAGUGGCGGUACGUUCCAUCGAAAAUCAACGUCGCGGAUGAUGGAACCAAGUGGGCUAGUGGACCAAACCUGAAACCCGACAGCCGUUGGUUCAAAGGCCCGGAGUUUCUAUGGGCACCAGAGGAGGCUUGGCCACAACAAGUAAAACCAGAGGAAACCGAAACCGAAGCUCGACCAUGUCACAUCCAUAUAGCAGUGCAACCUGACGAAAUCAUUAACUGGGAACGCUUUUCGAAGUUCGAGAGGCUCCAAAGAACAGUUGCAUACAUCCACCGCUUCACAGACAACUGUAGACGCAAGGCGGCAAAACAACCACUGCAAUCCUCGCACAUUACCCAGGAAGAAAUCUAUAGAGCUGAAAAUACCCUAUGGCGAUCGGCGCAGCUAGCUGAGUUUCCGGAAGAGAUGGUUCGACUCCAGAUGACAAAAGAUGGAGGAAAAUCGAAACUCAACCAAGGUAGCCGUCUUUACAAGCUAUCACCGUUCAUCGACGAAUGGGGAGUAGCGCGAAUGGACACUCGAAUCGCUGGGGCAAUCUUCGUUCCGCACGAUACUAGAUUCCCAAUCAUCCUCCCGAAGGGUCAUCGCCUCACCAACCUGGUCGUAGAGUGGUAUCACCGACAUUAUCUGCAUGCGAACAAUGAAACCGUUAUCAACGAGGUCCGCCAGCGAUUUCACGUACCCUGUCUCCGAGCACUAGUCAGGAAACUCUCCAGAACCUGUAUGCAGUGCAGAGUGUCAAAGGCAAAACCGCUGUGCCCACGUGAAGCACCACUUCCUGAUGCGAGACUCAGUCCAUAUACUCGACCGUUCAGCUAUGUUGGACUGGACUACUUCGGUCCCAUUCAAGUCAAGGUCGGACGUUCUCUGGCCAAACGAUGGGUGGCGCUGUUUACGUGCCUCACCAUUCGGGCCGUCCAUUUGGAGGUGGUACACUCCCUUUCCACUGAUGCCUGUAAGAUGGCGAUACGACGAUUCGUAGUGCGGCGUGGAUCACCCUUGGAGAUUAGAAGUGAUAACGGCACCAACUUCCUCGGAGCCAACCGUGAGCUACAGCAUCAGAUCCUGGAUAUGAACCAACAGCUAUCCGCCGUGUUCACCAACGCUGCCACCAAGUGGGUAUUCAAUCCUCCGUCCGCUCCCCACAUGGGUGGUUCGUGGGAGAGGCUCGUCCGGUCGAUCAAGAUCGCCUUUUCGUCCCUGAAUAGCAGCAGAAACCCAGACGACGAAACUCUUCUCACAUUGAUGACCGAAGCGGAAGGGAUAGUCAACUCUAGACCUCUGACAUUUGUAUCACUGGAAGCGGAAUCGCAAGAAGCUCUCACGCCAAAUCAUUUUCUGCUGCUGAGCUCGCAGGGAGUUACUCAACCUCCGAAGCCUAUAUCUGGAUGUUCUGAAUCUGUUCGGACCAACUGGAGACUGACCACUAACCUCGUGGACCAAUUUUGGAGCCGCUGGGUGCGAGAGUAUCUCCCGACCAUUGCUGGUCGUACCAAAUGGUACGGAGAGGUGAAAGAACCGAAAGUUGGAGACCUAGCUGUCGUCGUGGAUCCGUCUGUCCGAAACGGAUGGCUGCGAGGACGUAUUGUUUCCGUAAUAAAGGGGAGAGAUGGGCGAAGCAGACAAGUUCAAGUGAAGACGUCAGGAGGAGUGAUGCGACGACCAGUGACUCGGGUUGCCAUCUUGAACAUCAAGGCCUCGGAAAACACUGAAGCAGGAAGUAACGCAGUACCACCGGACUCGAUGGACGUGCAUUACGGGUAG